AUGGCUCCUCUUGGCGAAACGAUCGCUGUGAUUGACAAGUCUGGUAAGGUGGUGAGCACGAGCAAACACCUGUUCGGCGUGUUCAGUCAAGCCAAGAAUGCCUACCGCGAGCGCAAAGCUCAAUUUCAGUCGGAACGGAACGCCAAGAUUGCCGAGAAGGAGGCACUGAGGGCUCUUGAGAACUACCAUAUCGAUGAUGCGCCUUCAGUCGCAUCCUCUCGGAGAAGCCGUUCACGAUACCACUCAGGCCGCAGUCACUACGCUCGUGAACCAUCGGUCUAUGAAGAAGAUGUGCAAUGGCAGGAUCCUUAUGCAGACCCAUAUGCUGUUCGACCAGGCGAAAUGGUCCGCCGUCAUACUACCCAUGACGUCGCCAUGCGUGGACCAGAGCGACCAACAACCAGCCGGUCCAAGUCCGAUGCUCAUGUCGACAUGGAUCUAGCAUACGGCGACUUUCACCCUUCGGCCCUGGAGAAAGUGCCACCACCCCCCGAACCACAAAACCAGCUCCAGAGAAUUGAGAACCCGGAACUGAAUACUCUUGUGGAUCGGGCGCAGUGGCUCUUAGAGGAAGCUGACUGCAUGCAACAUACCGCGACCGCCACGAUCGCACAUCUCCAGAAGAACCCAGAUGCCAUGGCUGCUGUAGCGCUCACCUUGGCCGAGAUCAGCAACAUUGCCACAAAGAUGGCGCCGUCCGCGCUCUCGACCCUCAAGGCUGCGGCCCCUACGGUCUUCGCCCUGCUUGCAAGCCCACAAUUCUUGAUCGCAGCGGGUGUUGGUAUCGGAGUCACAAUCGUCAUGUUUGGCGGCUACAAGAUCGUCAAGCAGAUCCAAAACGCCACCACCACUACCCCCAACAGCCCCAUGAGGGCAGCGGCCGCUCCAGAGGAAGAUCCCGGCAUGGAUGACAUGAUGGAGUUCAACACAGAAUGCCUAAGCACUGUCGAGAUGUGGCGGCGCGGCGUAGCAGAUGCCGAGGCCGACAGUGUUGGCACAUCUGUCGAUGGAGAGUUCAUUACACCCAAAGCAGCCGCAAUGUCAGGCAUUGAUGUGACUACGGCACGAAUGUCACGGGACCCCCGAUUCAAGUUCGACGAUGAUGAUCAGUCGAUGGCAUCCUCUCGCAGAUCUCGUCGAUCACGCAGCCAUCGAGAAGGCUCCCGAGCCAACCACCGACCAGAGUCGCAUGUCAGCUCGAGGGCGCCUUCCAAGGUUUUCUCUAAGGCGCCAUCGAAGGCCCCGUCAAGGGCGCCCUCAUACGCACCUUCUAGAGCCGAGUCCCGUUACUCAGACAUGGAGCCGAAGCCAAAGGAGAAGAAGAAGCGAUCCAGCCGUUUGCGUUUGAUGUUCACUGCUUGA
Aspergillus luchuensis is the source of this 1362-nucleotide messenger RNA. RefSeq lists its product as uncharacterized. Bases 1 to 1362 code for a protein of 453 amino acids. The transcript has 2 exons. The record is from RefSeq and is a predicted model, not a curated record. NCBI's taxonomy places the organism in Eukaryota, Fungi, Ascomycota, Eurotiomycetes, Eurotiales, Aspergillaceae.